AGGUCGUUGUAGAAAACACUGACGUUUUCUUCUAAUUUCUCUUUAAAAAUAGCACUGUUUGCGAUCGAGAAUCAUAUCUGACAUAUUCAUAUACAAGACAAGUACAGGCCAUCUGUAAUUUAAGUAACAGUUUUGACGACGAAAUGAGCUCUUUUGGAACUGAGAAUAACAGGAAGAAAAUACGAUUGGAGGAGCCUUUAGUCCAGUGCAGCAUUCAUCAGGCAAACAGGGUCAUGUUGUCAAGUCCGAUUCCCGCUGACCCUACCUACCAGUCUAGCAAUGGGUGGGCAUCAUGCGACACAGCACCAAAGCCAAGGGUGAGACCAGAAGCUGAAUCAAUAGCUGAGAAACACAAAGGUUCACUGGGACUACUUUUACAGCUUGAAGGCCAGGGUAUAUACAGACCACCCAGACAAAAGACUGUCGAGUCUAGGGAUUAUGCAAAAGAAAAUGUCCGAAAAAUGCGCCAGAUACAAACAAUGAAUCGUAGGAGGAAAGAAGAAGAACAAAAAAAAUGUGGUGAGCCAGUAAAAGUUUUACCACAGUCAGAAAAAUACAAAGAGGUUUCUUCAAAACUUUCAGAACAUCUCAAUCAACCCCCACCUGCACCUAGACCAAAUUCAUCAAACUACUUAAGGGCUCACAGUAGGCCUGGAACUCCAGAGAUUAGUGUAUGUGGUAGAUCACCAAGGGUGUCAAAUUCGCAAGGUAGAUCGUCAGUGGCAUCAAGUAUACAAGGUAGAUCAUCAACGGCAUCAAGUAUGCAAGCAAGGUCAUCAACACCGCUCAACUCGCGACCCUCGACGACAGAGUCGGUCGCAUGCUCUGUUGAUCCAUCAGUAGCCGAAAGUGAGAUGAUGCUGAAGAAGAGAGAGAAUGUCAACUAUAUAGCCCUGAAUGCUAGACAAGCUAGAUACAUGCAGCAAAGACAAUCACCAUCUGUAUCAGCUGUUGAAAACUAUCAAAGAAAACAGAAUGAGAAAUUAGAACACCACAAGAGAGGAGCAGUACCUUCAUAUUUGCAGUCACGGAAGAAACAGUGGGAAGCUGAAGAGGAAGAAAGGCGGCAAAAUAUCCCUGACCCUGAUAUGCCAGAGGGUCAUAAAGCUAUGCCACAGAAAGAGAGACUUGAGACACUUGAAGUACUCAAACAAAAGGAAAAAGAAUUAAAUAAUGAAAUCCAGAAACUACCAAUAACAUCAGCGACCCUAAGAGCUCGAAAUAAAAAAGCAGAACUAGAAACACGACUUGUAGAAAUUGAGGAAGCAAUCAAGAUUUUCUCACGACAAAAAGUUUUCGUCAAAAUCGAUGAAUAAGUUUUCAGGCUCUUUACAUUGAAUUUUAGAAAGCUGUGAAUGAUUUUUAUAUAAACCAUUUAUAAACCUUUCAUAAAUUUUAAAUCACAAUGAUUUAGGCGAGGAAUACCACUCAUAUGGAAUUCUAAGCAGAUGGCCUUGGACUUUAUGUGACAAUUUGCCUGCUUCCUUGAUACUAAAUUGUAGUGACAACACUACUUACAAUAUUUGAAUAUGUAUCUGAGUAUAUUGUAUGAGGUCUAUGUUACACAUUCGGCUGCGAUUGAGGGAGUUCAUCCAGAGAAGAUGUUUUAUAUCGCUCAUGGCUUUUUGAAAUUAAGUGUAGCUUCAUAGCUGGUAAUGAUUUGAUUGUCAAAUUAAUUGGAUUGUACCAAUUUCUGAUAGGGGGAGAAGAUACAAAUGAGAUAAUGUAUCCAUCUGUUACUCGUUACACCCCUAUUUUAUUUUAGGCUGUGUUGGAUCUAAUCAUUAGUUAAAGAAGAAAUGUUCCAUUUUGUAGGAACUCCAUGAAUUAUUUUUAAUUUUAAAAAUCAAUGUAAAAAUAAAUGUUUAGGAGCAAAUUUUUUAAAGUAAAGAGUCAUUUAAAAAAUGUUUGAAUCACAACUGAUCGACUGUAUGUAUUAUGAAAAAAAAUGAAUUGGCAGCAAUUAAUCUACUAGACAAAACCACAUCACUUGUCCCCAAUGUUCUCUCAUUACAAUCACUGUUUUAAGUGCAUAUGGGAAAUCUUAGUUUUUAACUUAUUGGAAAAUAACUCAAGGGUUCAAAGAAGGGACUGAAAUUUGAUAUACUCUGUACCAGAAAUUGAUAAUGCUUUGAAAAGAGGCUAUGUCAUAACUGCAGGUGAACACUAUGUAGUUUUGCUUACAUGCAGUACAUUGCAAUAUGCAAUAUGACUGAAAGUGGUAACUGUCAAAUGUCAUUACCUUAUUACACAAAGCCUUUUACUUUGAUCGA
Molecule: messenger RNA, 2273 nt
Organism: Saccoglossus kowalevskii
Lineage: Eukaryota; Metazoa; Hemichordata; Enteropneusta; Harrimaniidae
Product: enkurin domain-containing protein 1-like
Cellular component (GO): cytoplasmic microtubule
Source: RefSeq, a predicted model, not a curated record